GCGCGCUCUUCCUGCGCGACAUCUGGAAGGGAGGAGAGACAGAAAAGGAGAAACGGAGAGAUAGAACUAAAAGAGGAUACCGACUGCUGAGGCUUUCAUUAGCAUUUCAAGCAGCGUUUGCAUCAAGGCAACAUUCUGCUUGUUCACCAGCCAGGCGGAGAACUUCCUUGUGGUAAAGAAUUGGGACGAUACACUGACAGACCUCACCAUGGCUCGAGAGGCUCUGUGGAAACACCUACAAUCCCUGGCUCUAUGACAGAUUUGCAGCACCAGCAUCUGUUGAUUUAGAGACAAAACCCUUCCAAGCUCCCAGCCAUUAUGUCAGUCUGCGUGCCCUCCCCGCAUAGCUCCUCCCCUUCCAUAGAUGCGGCCAACUGCAACGGACCUGCAGUGACUCCACCCACCUCUCUCAGCCUACGCUCCUCCCACAACCAAGUGCUAAGUGAUGAUGUGGUCAAUCAGGGCCAGACCACGCCCCCAAAGUGUCGCAAGAAGUACGCACUAAUGAGCAUGCAGAGUGCCAUGGGGCUCGGUGACGGCACCGCACCACCUCCUUCAUCAUCCUCAUCCUCCUCUUCGUCCUCCUCCUCCCCGUCCUUUGUCACAGCUAGCGCUACCAAUCUAAAGCUGGCGAAGAACGGCGCAAACCAGCUACGCAAAGCGGCCGAGCUUCAAGACCAAAACAAAAACACGACAAACGAAGACGACGUAGGAAACGUCACGGACGACUCGGACCACGAGCUGGAAUUAAGCAUCGACAGCCAAACCGAGCCGGACGACUUUGACGAGCCGGUUAACAAGAACACGAGCGAUUUUCUUGAUGAAGAAGCCAAAGACGAGGAUCAAGCUGAGGACUCGAACACAAACCCCUUUGAGGAUGAUUCCGAUGAGCUGCUCAUCCUGUCAGAAAAAACGGAUCGUCUCAGGAAGUCCCCGCAGCUCCAGAAGGACAAGAUCAUCCUGGAGUCACGCGGAGACGAACCCAGGGAGCAAGAUUAUGACGUCAUGGUUCCGCUGUUGAAAGAGAAAGAUCUCAGCCCUCCGUUAUUGCGGAAACAGUGCAGCCCAGAGGACACGCCCCUUCUGUCUGUCGGCUCCUCCUCCACCUCGUCUUCCCCAGAGACCAAGAAAGACCGGCCCCGGACUGGCGCCAAAACAGACCGCGCACUUCACCGCAUCCAGAACCUUCCACCUAGUGACGAGGAGUCCAGCUGGACUACACUGUCUCAGGACAGCACCUCACUGGGCUCUCCAGAGGACACGGAUAUCUGGGGAGAGCGGUCAUUCCAGACGGAUCCAGACUUGCCCCCAGGAUGGAAGAUGAUGACCGAUAUGGCUGGCAUUUAUUACUGGCACAUUCCCACCGGCACCACACAGUGGGAGAGACCCGGUCCGUGCCAUCCUGUACCGAGCGUCCCUCAUCAGGACACACGCAAACACUCACUGGGCUCGCUUUCUCCUUCACCCACCCCUGACCACGAGGCAUCUCAUGCGGAGGUGUUUUUCGGGGCGUCCUGUCGCUCAGACAGCAUCACAUCGGACAGCUCCACCGACCCCGUCCCACUCGCGCCCUCAUCCACGCGUCUCGCCCCCGCCCCCGUCCUCUCAUCGAACUCCUCUUCCUCCUCCGAUGCGAAUGUUCCUUCUUGUGGGUUUGUCAACAGCUGCUACUUCCCUCGAUCCUCGUCACUGCAGAUCAUGCCAGAGAAAGACAGACACAGUGAGACCCAGCAUCGACAGGAGGAGAAGAAACAGCCCUGGAGUGAUUUUGCAGUUGGAAAGAUUGAUAGUGAGAUCUGGAAGGACCUGCAGGCUGCUACAGUGAACCCUGACCCCAGUCUGAAGGAAUUUGAAGGAGCCACUCUACGCUAUGCCUCACUCAAGCUUCGGAACCCUGCUCCAGUGGAGGAAGAAGAUUCCAGCAGCAUUAACAGUGACCCUGAAGCCAAGUGUUUUGCGGUGCGCUCUCUAGGCUGGGUGGAGAUGGCUGAAGAGGACUUGGCUCCCGGUAAAAGCAGUGUCGCCGUUAACAACUGCAUCCGACAGCUGUCCUACUGCAAGAACGACAUCAGAGACACAGUUGGCAUAUGGGGAGAGGGAAAAGAUAUGUAUCUGAUCCUGGAGAAUAACAUGCUGAACCUAGUCGACCCGAUGGACCGCAGCGUCCUUCACUCUCAGCCAAUCGCAAGCAUCCGUGUGUGGGGUGUGGGGCGGGACAACGGCAGGGAUUUUGCCUACGUAGCACGUGAUAAAGACACACGGAUAUUAAAAUGUCAUGUUUUUCGCUGUGACACGCCUGCCAAAGCCAUCGCCACCAGCCUGCAUGAAAUCUGCUCCCGGAUCAUGGCAGAGCGUAAGAAUGCCAAAGCUAUGGCCGGAGGAUCUCUGCAGGACCGGAGCCACACAGGACUCGACGUCCCACUGCAAGCAGAGUUCCCCACACCAAAGACUGAACUGGUGCAGAGGUUUCAGGUCCUAUACGUCGGCAUGAUGCCAGUCGCCCGACCCAUAGGCAUGGACAUCCUCAACGGCGCAGUGGACAGCCUGAUGACCUCAACACGAGACAACUGGAUCCCAGUAAUGCUGAACGUAGCAGACGCGACUGUCACCGUCAUCAAAGAGAAGGAGGAAGAGGAAGUCCUGGUGGAGUGCCGUGUGCGUUUCCUGUCCUUCAUGGGCGUGGGGAGAGACGUGCACUCGUUCGCCUUCAUCAUGGACACGGGCAACCAGCACUUUGAGUGCCACGCGUUCUGGUGCGAGCCCAACGCAGGCAGCGUGUCUGAGGCCGUGCAGGCUGCUUGUAUGUUACGUUACCAGAAGUGUCUGGUUGCGCGCCCGCCGUCACAGAAGUCCUGCUCGCAGUGCCCACCUUCCGACUCGGUGACGCGCCGUGUCUCCACCAGUGUCAAGCGCGGCGUCCUGUCCCUCAUCGACACGCUCAAACAGAAAAGACCCGUCACGGAGCUGCCACAAUAAUCACACACACACACACACACACACACUCUCUCUCUUGCACAUUGACUCAGCAUGCGUACACCCAUUCUCAUUAGAACUCUCACACUCUUCUAUAAACAAACACACAAAUACACAUCACUUCACCAUGCUUCACCUCUAGAAUAACGUGGCUCCGCCUCCUCUACGUCAAUCAUGUGUUAUGUGCUUAUCUGCAUGGGGUGAACUCACCUCUGUCGCAUGAUACAAGACACCACGCACAGUUUAGGAGAAGGCUGGAGCGGCCUCGGGUGUGACCGUCGAAAAAGAUCAAAGCGUGCGUGUGUGUGAGAAAAGCAGAUCAAAGAUCAAACACUUAAACUCACUAGAGCUUCCUCUGUACAAUCCCAGCUCUGUCUGUGUGUGUGUGUGCGUGCGCGCACUGUAUGUUGCUGUUGCUGCUUUAUCACACGAACUAUAGCAUCGUUCGAUGCCCUUAUCCACAAAGCAUGCAGUUUGUUCCCUACUUCCUGUCUCUGUCUUCAUCAUCCUCAUCAGUGACGAGAUGGACAGAGGAAUGAACAGAUUAAUAAAAAGAGAACGACAACGCUGAGUGUUGCUGUGUAAAUACAGAUCAAAGCUUCUCACCAAAAAGACGAGAAAGAUGCAGAUUUUUCUCUAAAGUCUGUUUGUGACUGUGACACGUGAGCGGACGCUGACGUGACGACAUCAUGCUGGAGAGUAGAGGGGAUAAAACUCCACUAAACCGCACACACGUCUGAGGACGGGCCGACGAUCGGACGAAGAGGAGCUCGCGGAAAGCUUCCAGGUGAAAGGACGCGAAAUAAGAGACUGUCGUUCGGCGCCACACCAUCAAACCCUUAUGUCUGUAUGUUGAAGGAAAAUUCCACCCUGAAUGAGACACGUAUCGAAAUUUAUCACUAAAACUUUUUAAAAUGCUCUGAGCGGUUUUCAACGUUACUCACAAUUCCAUUCGACUCCCUGCUGAAAGCGGUGUCUGUCCAGCAACGUCUUGUCUGAGGAGAGUCCGCCUUGGUUGUUCACACUGCGACCACAUUGAAAAAAAUCAGAUUUGGGUCUGAUUCAGGACCACAUAUGGAAGUGGUCUGAAUCUGAUUUGAAAAAAUCAGAUCUGGGCAAGAUUUGAGUGUUCACACUACUCCUGAAGAAGUCUGAUCUGGUCAUGUGACCCCAAAAAAAAUCAGAUUUGGGCCACUUUUACCUGCAGUGUGAACGGGGCUUUAUUCUGUCCAGCGAUCUCCAAUAUUUCAGGGUAGAGUUUUUCCUUUAAUAUCUGACUACUUUAUCUCUGUGAUCUUGCUGCACUCUGGAGUUUGUAGUCCUUCCUGCCUAUUAGCUGUAGUCCUAAACACAUCGUCCGGGUUCGACAAGUCGUGUGUGUGUGUGUGUGUGUGUGUGUGUACAGUAUCUAUACAACACUUUACAAAUGCAUAUCACAUCAUAAGCUAUGUUUAUUUUAUUUGUUUUUGUUUUUAAAUGUUUGAAUAUUAUCAGUAUUUUGUUUUUCACUUUUGAGAUCCUUUUAGUAUGUUUUUAUUUUUUAUUGUUAUAAUUUGCCACCACAUGUCUCUUGAACACGUUCUGAAACGAACUCGUCGUAAGUGUUGUAGAUAAACCAAUGGACACAAAAGAGCAAAAGAAAGAAAGAAAGAGAGAGUUUAUUUUACGGUCUUUUCGAGACACCCAGCUGUACGAGACCGGGGUUUGAGCCGUAAGCGUCUAAUCUAUGCAUUCUUUCAGCUCCGAGGACGAUUUAAGGGGGAAAAACAAAUCCAAUCCAAUCAAAAGACACCUUGUCCUUUUGUGUCCCGGGGACAAUUUCAGAAGAAGAAGUAGUAGUGGACGUUGGACUGAAUAGAAAAGAUAUUUUUUAUUUUUAUUUAUUUGAUCUAUUUUUUAAUCGUACGUUAUUGUUUUCAUUGUAAUCUAUUAUAUGCUCGGACGUUCUCGUCACACACUAAACAAAUCACUCCAUGAUGAGAAAGAAGGACCGACAGAAGAAACCGUGAAAUCCACAAUCUUGCAGUCACUGUCACCAUUUUUUAUUAUUUUUUUAAUUAUUUUUUUUUAAUUAUUUUUUUUAUCUUCCU
Tachysurus vachellii is the source of this 5063-nucleotide messenger RNA. It is a transcript of the gene apbb2b, whose product is annotated as amyloid beta (A4) precursor protein-binding, family B, member 2b. Lineage: Eukaryota; Metazoa; Chordata; Actinopteri; Siluriformes; Bagridae. The transcript is spliced from 19 exons. Gene Ontology annotation, molecular function: amyloid-beta binding; transcription factor binding. Gene Ontology annotation, cellular component: cytoplasm; nucleus. Gene Ontology annotation, biological process: regulation of DNA-templated transcription. The record is from RefSeq and is a predicted model, not a curated record. Bases 319 to 2976 code for a protein of 885 amino acids.